AUGGUGGCUGAUGCUUUAAGAAAUGGAGAUUGGUGGUUAAGUGCUUCGCGAAGCAGAAACGCCAUCAUCUCGUUAUUGAAGCAGUGUUUGCCACCGGCCACUCCAAUAGUGCAGUCAUCAACUGAUGAUAGAUACCUAUGGAAAAUGGGAAACGAGUCUCCCACGGAUCAGUUCUCUACUGCAAAAACUUGGAAUGUUCUUCACCCUCCUAGUCCUCCGGUGUACUGGCACGCGCAAGUUUGGUUCAAAGGUAGAGUUCCUAAACAUGCCUUUAUUUCUUGGCUUGUGGCAUGGAACAGAUUAACCACUAGAGAUAGAAUGAGGAGUUGGGUGCUGAGGUCUGGAGCUUCUUCUGCUCUCGACUAA
Molecule: messenger RNA, 366 nt
Organism: Raphanus sativus (radish)
Lineage: Eukaryota; Viridiplantae; Streptophyta; Magnoliopsida; Brassicales; Brassicaceae
Exons: 2
Coding region: 1-366 (121 amino acids)
Source: RefSeq, a predicted model, not a curated record